Messenger RNA from Oncorhynchus keta (chum salmon), 3755 nucleotides. Its product is annotated as syntaxin-binding protein 4. Lineage: Eukaryota; Metazoa; Chordata; Actinopteri; Salmoniformes; Salmonidae. Gene Ontology annotation, cellular component: cytoplasmic vesicle. The record is from RefSeq and is a predicted model, not a curated record. Gene Ontology annotation, biological process: insulin receptor signaling pathway; regulation of insulin secretion involved in cellular response to glucose stimulus. Gene Ontology annotation, molecular function: syntaxin binding. The transcript has 19 exons. The coding region runs from base 677 to 2845 and encodes 722 amino acids.
CCUUGGUUAUUACUGUCAUAUGGUGCAUUUUAAUGCCGAGAAUGGCUCAUAGGGAGAUUGGUCUGGACAGCCUGAGCUGAUGUGAUUCUGCCAGUCAAAUUCCCUAUGAAGAGAUGAGACGGUGUGUUUUUGUUUUCCCCUGAUGCUAAAACCCUGUCAGUCUGUGUCUGGCUGCUGCUUCUGACCCCACAUACACUCCCAACGCACACCCGCCUCACACACUCUCACCUUAAACUCACCACACACACUUGCAGCCACUCUGGACGCCCACACACACUCGCCAGACACUUUGGUGGCUCCGCAGACCGCACACUCUCUCUGCAGCUCCUGACACAUCUCAUCCCAGCUUGUCUCUAAAGCCAAUCCACAGCUGGUUAUGGAACUAAUUGGUGUUGCUCUCGGAACCUAUUCUAACGAAAUUCUUUGGACUAUGAUUCAAUUACACCUCGAGACCGAAGACGAAAGCUCAUUCAACGAACUCUGCGACUGUGAGAGGUUGCCACUUUUUCUCUCUUGCUUUAUGUCUUCCCUUAAAUCUUCCAUUCUCUCCUUCUGUCUGUCAUAAGUAUUCUUCUUUCUCAGUCGACGAGGAAGGGAAAGGCUUAAUAUUUAUUUUUCAAAUGGUAAACGUUGGGACGGCGUGACAGAGGAGGUGUUUGUGUGUUCCAGGACUAUCAUGGGACCUCACGGCAUCAACCGGGCCAUCGAGAGAUUGGAGUUCUGUGACUGCAAGAAAGGACUGGGGUUGAAAAUCAUAGGUGGCUACAGAGAUCAAACACGGGAAGAGUUUGGGAUCUUCAUCAAGCGGGUGUUACCGGGAGGUCUGGCUGCUCAGGAUGGACGGCUUAGAACGGGCGACCUCGUUUUGGAAGUCAAUAAUAUGAGUUUAGGUGGACGAGUAACCAACGAGAGGGCGGUUGAUAUCCUCCGAUCAGCGUCAGCCUCCAAUCACAUGUCUCUGAUGGUUGCCAGGGACGAUGAAAGCAGGCGGGAGUUCAUAGAGUUGAUGAAUAAGUAUGGUUCUCAAAGCAGUUUUAAAGGAAGCUCAGGGAGAGUCUCCCCUACACAGCUGUCUACAGGAGGCAAGACAGACACGGCCUCCUCCUCUUCCUCCUCCAGAUCUACCAGUCCCACCAGCCAGCUCCUCAGCCCUAAAGAGGGGGUCACAGGACCUCCUUUCACCCCUGGACCCCUCUAUACCACUGCCCCCCCCUACACAUCGAACCCUAACACAACCCCUACACAGCACGUCUUCAAUAACGUCAUUCAGUUGAUAUGCAUCUCAAAGGGAACAGGCCUGGGCCUCAUCAUAAAAGGCGGAGCUAACCGAGCCGAGGGACCAAUGGUGUUGAUUCAGGAAAUAAUACCUGGAGGAGACUGCCAGAGGGACGGUAGACUACAGCCAGGAGAUCAGCUGGUGUCGAUUAAUAAGGAGUCGUUAGUUGGAGUGACCUAUGAGGAGGCGAGAAGUAUCCUGACAUGCACCAAACUCAGACCAGACCCUACGGUGGAGAUAGCGUUUAUGAGACACAGGUCUUCCUCCAGCUCUGCUUCCUCCAGCAGUGGCCCCCAGAGCCCUAUCACCCCCCAGGGCCCAGUCAGCGGAGCCCCCGCAGUGCCCCCCAUCAGGAAAGAGACCAUGGCUGUGCUGGGGGCCCUGCCUCCCCCUGCAUCACUGCUCCAGCACAGGAGAACCACACUCCCUGCAGCCCUCCCUGGUGUUCCCCUGGUGGUGCCCAAGAUCACCUCCACCCCCAACCCCGCCAGCGAGACCUUGCCAUCUGUCAACCUUAGCCAAGUUCGAAUGAGAACAGAACAGACGUGUGUCUCCUCCCCCCGUCAGAGUCCCAGCACCACAGAUGCCAAGCCUGAAUCCUACCCUGCCUGUCAGCCAAACAGCAUCCAGCAAACACCACACAGGAAGUGCUCCCUCAGCUCCAUCAGUCGCCUCAAACUGGAGAGGCUGGAGCAGGCUCUGGAUGCAUUAGGACUGAAUCCUACGGAGGCACAGAGACAGACGUUGAGGGCCAGACUGCGAACAGACCCUGCUGGGACUGUGGCCUACGCAGACUUUGAGACACUGACACAGGAGCUGUUCAAGCUUCAGUUUGAGGAGUCAGGGGCCGGAGGUCAAGGCUCCAGGUUCGUGUCCGAUGACCUCUCCAGUCUCCUAGAGUCACCUACCAACACGCCUUCACUGUCUGACUCUGAUGACCUGGAGGAGAUGGAGAGACUGAGGAAAGACCACAUCGAGGCUCUGAGAGAGAUCAAGAAACUACAGGAGCAGUUGGCAGAGUCAGAGAGAUUUCACCUGCAGAUGCAGGAAGAGCUGAACAUGGUCAAACAGGAGGUAAAGUCUGGGACGGAUGAGAGCCGUGCUCUGCGGAGCCGGAUCCACCUGGCUGUAGCAGCCCAGAAGCAGGCCAGGGGGAUGGAGAUGGAUUAUGAGGAGGUGAUCCAUCUCCUGGAGGCUGAGAUAGCCGAGCUCAAGGCCCAGAGGAACGAACAGCAGCAGCCCGGCCAGGCUAAGGAUGAGGUGGAGGAGCUGAAGAAGAGAGUGGCCGUUCUGGAGUGUCAACUACGUAAGAACGAGGGGGCCAAAAAGGGCUUUGAGGUGUCCAUGGGAAAACUGCUCAACUUCGUGGAGAAUGUUCAAGACUUCCUCAUUGAAAACCAAGGUCCCGUGAAGAGCUGUAGCUCUCGUGACAUGAAGCCCGGCGCUUCCUCUCAACCCCAGGGAGCCCGCGUGGGGAAGAAGUCCCAGUGGACGACGGCUACGCUAGCUGCAGAGGCUAAAGAACUCACACGGACUGUUAGAGCCAUCCUCGAGGUGGGCUGUAAGUGAUCUAUCAUCUUGACUCGUCGUGUUACGAGUCGACUUGCUGCAUGCCUGCAUAUCGUCUCUAUCCCUGGCCUAGCAUGCAAAUCCAAUCAGCUCAACAAUCACCACCGUAGUUUUGAAACCAACCUAAACGAACUGGAUAACAGACACCAAACCAACCAAAUCACCUCAAUAGUUACUAUGCCAACCAAAACCAACCGCAUAACCGACAUCAAACCACCUAGUUGCUAAGCCAAGUUAAACCAACCGGAUACCCAAAACCAAUCAGCUCAUCAUACACCAAGCCAACCUCCAUAGUUACCAAGCCAACCAAAACCAACUGGAAAACCGACACCAACCCACCUCUGUAGUUACUAUACACAUAAUCUCAAUAGUUGUUUUUUAUUGGAGCAGCCUGUAAGGAAAUGAAGGACAUCCUUGCACUGGACUAUUCGACAGAAGAAUUAAAGACAAUACAGCAGCUAAGGAACCUUGAGAUGUUCAGCCUCUGUGUCCAGUGGAGUUGAAUGGACCAGGGACUGAGUGUUAAGCAACCUCGAGAUGUUCAGCCUCUGUCCAGUGGAGUUAAAUGGACCAGGGACUGAGUGUUAAGCAACCUCGAGAUGUUCAGCCUCUGUGUCCAGUGGAGUUAAAUGGACCAGGGACUGAGUGUUAAGCAACCUCGAAAUGUUCAGCCUCUGUGUCCAGUGGAGUUGAAUGGACCAGGGACUGAGUGUUAAGCAACCUCGAGAUGUUCAGCCUCUGUGUCCAGUGGAGUUGAAUGGACCAGGGACUGAGUGUUAAGCAACCUCGAUGUUCAGCCUCUGUGUCCAGUGGAGUUGAAUGGACCAGGGACUGAGUGUUAAGCAACCUCGAUGUUCAGCCUCUGUGUCCGGUGGAGUUGAAUGGACCAGAGACUGAGUGUUAAGCAACC